This is a messenger RNA of Bicyclus anynana (squinting bush brown), 1265 nucleotides long. Its product is annotated as antichymotrypsin-1. Bases 1 to 1164 code for a protein of 387 amino acids. Lineage: Eukaryota; Metazoa; Arthropoda; Insecta; Lepidoptera; Nymphalidae. Gene Ontology annotation, molecular function: serine-type endopeptidase inhibitor activity. The record is from RefSeq and is a predicted model, not a curated record. The transcript is spliced from 8 exons.
AUGGCCGGCGUAGUGCAUCCCCAGUUCUUCGGCAGCUUCCCGCAAUACAGGAGAACUGCCACCGGAAACUCGGUGGACGUCGCGUCUAUGAAACUUCUCAAGGAAACCUAUAACGCCGCUGAAGACAAGAACGUGGUCGCAUCUCCUCUCGGCGUACUCACACUGCUGUCUCUCUACGCUUCCGGAGCUGCCAGAGAAAACAGAGAUGAGAUCGUGAGAUAUCUCGGAGCACACGAUUAUAGUGAGCUAGAGGGAUCCUACGCACGCCUCUGCCAACAGUACGACUAUAUGGACCCCAAAUUCCUAGCUCUCGCCAACAAGGUGCUGGUCUCCGACAAACUGGACUUACAAUACCAAUUCCUCAGCACAGCACACUACUAUCGCAGUGAUGUCGACAACAUCAACUUCGGGGAUCCUAAAGCGGCCGCUGAUGCUAUUAAUGAAUGGUCCGCAAGAAAAACAGCUGGAAAAAUCUCGAAUCCCGUCUCAGAGAGUGACAUCGACCCCGAGGCGGCUGUAGCUCUGCUCAACGUUAUCAACUUCCAGGGUCAUUGGCACUUGCCGUUCAAUGCCAGCAACACUAAGGAGCAGGAGUUCCACGCGGACAGAUCCACCAGCGAGCUGAAGCCCAUGAUGCAUCUCGAGCAGCCUCUAGUCUACCGCGACAGUCCAGAAUUGGGCGCCAGGUUGGUAGAACUGCCCUACAAAGAGUUCCAGUUUCGCAUGAUCAUAAUCCUGCCCAAUGAGAUCAAUGGUCUGCAGAGCGUACUGGACAAGGUGGCUGAAAAUGGUAUCCUAGAUGAUGUGUUUAAGAUGGACUCAGGAAAUACGAAAGUGGUCCUCGAUUUGCCGAAAUUUGAAAUCAAAACCAAACUGAACCUUAACGACCUUCUACCAAAGGUGGGUGUGUCGCGCAUCUUCGAGGAAGCAGCACCGGGCAUAGUGAAGGGUUAUGGUGUGGCAGUAGCGCGGGCCUUACAGGAGGCUUUCGUUAAGAUCGACGAGGAAGGCGCCACUGCUGGAGCUUUUACUGGUUUCGUAGCUGUUCCUGUUUCCGCAGACUUUCGUCCGCCGCCGCCGAUUCACUUCAAGGCGGACCAUCCCUUCCUGUUCGCCAUCCUGCAUGAGGACGUGGUGCUGUUCGCGGGCACUUACUCGCACUAGCACGUCACGUGUCACGUGAAGCGACGUGUCACGCCACAUCACCUGUGUCACGUGAAGCGACGUGACACGUAACGUAAUCGUGCUAACACGGUGCUUUUAAC